This is a messenger RNA of Trifolium pratense (red clover), 1672 nucleotides long. RefSeq names its product alpha/beta hydrolase domain-containing protein 17C-like. The record is from RefSeq and is a predicted model, not a curated record. Bases 510 to 1391 code for a protein of 293 amino acids. NCBI's taxonomy places the organism in Eukaryota, Viridiplantae, Streptophyta, Magnoliopsida, Fabales, Fabaceae. The transcript is spliced from 5 exons.
AAAUUAAUCCAUUAAAAAAAAAGAGAUUAUACUAUAUCUUGUGUCUUCUUAAAAGGGUGAAAAGGUGAGAGAAGGAAGAUGAGGGAAGGUGGCAACAAAGAUGAUGAAUGGUAAUGGGAAGAAUAUCAUAUUCUUUCCAGCUCACCCGUUUAAUUCGGAUCUAUUUUCACUUUCUUUCUUCGUUUUCAUCACAAUCUCCACUUUCAACAACAAAAAAACCUUUCUUUCUAUUUUGUAUUUUCCCAAUAAUUUUUUUUAUCACUUUAAUCAUCCCAACCCAACAACAUCCUCUUUCUCAAACAAACAAAAAAAAACAUAAAAUAUUUAUUUAUUUUACAAAAACAAAUACAAAAACAAAAACACAAACUUUGUUGAAUUAAAACCCGAAAGAAACGUUUUUUAUCCAUUCAUGUUGAAAUAAAACACAAACUUUGUUGUCUCAAAAACAAAAAACACAAACUUUGUUUCAUUUCCUGAACUGGGUUUUAUUUAUUUUUCAUUUUCUGUAAAUGGGCAAUGUCACAGCAUCGGUGGCGGCAAAAUUUGCGUUUUUCCCGCCGGUGCCACCAACGUACGAAGUUGUGAAGGACAACGAUGGUGUGUUGGUGUUUUCAGGCAUAACCGAUAAAAACGUGGAGGUUCAUAUUGUAGACACAAAAGGAGGUAACAAGGUUGUUGCCACAUUAUGGAAACACCCUUUUGCAAGGUUUACUAUAUUGUACUCUCAUGGUAAUGCUGCUGAUUUGGGUCAAAUGGUUGAUCUUUUCAUUGAACUUAGAGCUCAUCUUCGUGUCAAUAUCAUGAGUUAUGACUAUUCUGGAUAUGGACGUUCUACAGGUAAGCCAUCUGAGUUCAACACGUAUCAUGACAUAGAGGCUGUAUAUAAUUUAUUGAAGACUGGAUAUGGAUUUAAGCAAGAAGAUUUGAUUUUGUAUGGUCAAUCGGUUGGAAGCGGGCCGACGCUACACUUGGCUUCUAAAUUGCAGAAUUUAAGAGGUGUUGUACUUCACAGUGCUAUUCUUUCGGGAUUAAGGGUCUUGUAUCCUGUCAAGGUGACAUUUUGGUUUGACAUAUUCAAAAAUAUUGACAAAAUUCGGUAUGUCAACUGUCCGGUGUUUGUUAUACAUGGAACUGAAGAUGAAAUUGUUGAUUAUUCUCAUGGAAAACGAUUGUGGGAACUAUCCAAGGAAAAAUACGAUCCCUUGUGGGUUAAAGGUGGAGGUCAUUGCAACCUUGAAACUUUCCCCGAGUACAUCAAGUAUAUGCGCAAGUUUAUUAACGCAAUGGAGAAAAUUAACAUCACUUGUCAAACAAACAAACAACAACUCACUCAAAAUCCUAGUAUUACUGAAUCUAGACAUAACAAAUGCUUAAGAUUUGGUAAAAAAUAGGUUGUCUUUUUAAGGUUUCAGAAUCAGUGUUUGAUUGAAGUUUAAGUUCAACUUCAGUAGUUUUCAUGUUACUUACUUAUCUUCAUUGAUUUAUAAUUUUGCAGCCAACGAGUUUAUUAGAAUUAAAGGAUGUCUAAGACACCACAAAAAAUUUGAGGGUGUCUUUGAUCCAAAUCCUAUUGAGAUAGUUGUAGCUUUGUUUAGGUGGGGAAAUUAUGAGUGUUUUGUUUGCCUGAUUAAUUAAUUAUUGAUAGUGUACUUUAUUUAGAAUUUUGGUAAAA